GAACGAACAAACGUCUGGUGGAGAGCAGUGCCGGUGCUGAUGCCACCAUUACGGUCCUUCAACAACAUGGAAGCUGUCGAUGGUCCAGCCAGUGGCCCUCAGACCUCUGAAGGCUCGAAGCUCGAGCUUCGUUUGUACCACUCUCUCAGCGAGCCCAAUGGAGACACGAUGGUCUUCUAUUCUGGAGAAUACACCGCCGAGGAGCUGUGUGUCAUGGCUGCCAAAGCCAGUGGGAUCCUGCCUGUCUACAGCAGUCUCUUUGCUCUGGCCAGCGAGGAUAUCAAGGUCUGGUUCCCUCCAAACCACAUCUUCCGAAUCGAUGCGUCAACACAGCCUGUUCUCCUCUACCGAAUCAGGUUCUUCUUCCCUAAUUGGUUUGGACAAGGUGACCAGAUGUCCCAUCGCUGUGGACUGACGAGAGAGAGCGUUAACACCAUAUUGGAUUACUCUGUGAUAGACUAUCUCUUCGCUCAGUCACGUCAUGAUUUUGUCAGUGGACGCAUUCCAAUUCCUCUGAACCUGCAGAUGCAGGAGGAGUGUCUGGCGAUGGCGGUGCUGGACAUAAUGCGCAUAUCAAAGGAGAGAAAAUGGAGCCUGCGACAGAUCAACGAACACGUGAGUUACAAGUCCUGCAUCCCAAUCCCUUUCCGCUGUCAGAUCCAACAGCACAACUUUGUGACCCGGAAACGAAUCCGGAGAAAGUUCUACAAGUUCCUGAGGAAGAUCAGCCUCUGCGAGACCGACCAGCGUUUCCUCAAACUGAAGUACCUGAUGGACAUGAGGAACAUGGAGGGCGUUUCGGGCAAAGAGACAUUCCGCGUCAGAGAUCCCAUGGGUAGAAGCGAAGGACGAAACAGUUACAAGUUCAUCUCCGUCUCUGGAGACGCUGGUAUUCAGUGGAGUUUGAAAGACAAUGAGCAAUGGCAGCCGUUCUGUGACUUCCCAGAAAUUGUUGACAUCACCUUGAAGCAAGCGAGUCGAGGCUACAUCUUAGAAGAAAGUCGAAUUGUCACGGUGACCAAACAAGACAGCAAAGUUCUGGAGGCAGAGUUUCCCAGCCUGAAGGAGGCUCUUUCCUUCGUGACUCUUAUCGACGGUUAUUACAGACUCGCUGCUGAUGCACAUCAUUAUUUCUGCAAAGAAGUGGCUCCUCCGACACUGCUGUCCAACAUCGAGAACCAGUGCCACGGACCCAUCACGUCAGAAUUUGCCAUUCAUAAACUGAAGAAGUCGGGGAAUGUUGCUGGCCUGUACAUCCUCCGAUGCAGCCCGAAGGAAUUCAACAAGUAUUUCCUGACCGUCUGCGUCGAUACCGCUUUCGGCAAAGAUUACAAGGAUUGCCUCAUUGUGCGAGACAAGAACUAUUCCCUUGCUGGAGUGCAGAGACAGUUUGAGAGCCUGAAGGACCUGCUCAGUUAUUAUCACGAAAACAGCCUCCAGUCGGAGGGGAUCAGUAUAGAGCUGCAUGCUUGCUGUCCUCCAAAACCCAAAGAGAAAUCCAAUUUAAUUAUCAUCCGGAGUCACGGAUCUUCGGCUCUCCUCACGUCCCCAUGUAUGCAGCGGAGAAAUGUCAGUCAGAUGAUGUUCCACAAGAUAAAGAAGGAAGAGUUAACUUGGGGCGAAAGUCUUGGACAAGGCUCCUUCACUAAGAUCUUCAAAGGAAAAAGGGAGGAAUACAUUGACUGCGAUUCUCACCAAAUGGACGUUUUGCUUAAAGUUCUGGAUCACACACACAGGAACUACUCGGAGUCCCUCUUUGAGGCAGCCAGUAUAAUGAGCCAAAUAUCUCACAAGCACCUCAUCCUGGUCUACGGAAUCUGUGCAGUCAACAAGGACAACAUCAUGGUGCAGGAGUAUGUGAAACACGGAGCGUUGGACAUUUACCUAAAGAAAAAUAAAAACAAAUCGCGAGUGAACAUCAGCUGGAAGCUGGAGGUGGCCAAGCAACUGGGCUACGCAAUGAACUUUCUGGAGGACAAACGCAUUGUUCACGGAAACAUCUGCGCCAAGAAUAUUCUCCUCACGAGAGAGGGCGAUGCCAUGACGGGGUUGCCCCCGUUUAUUAAGCUCAGCGAUCCUGGUAUAAGCAUCACCAUCCUGCCGAUAGAAGUGAGAAUCGACAGGAUCCCCUGGGUGGCCCCAGAGUGCAUUGGAAACCCCAGGAACCUGUCUCUGGAAUCAGACAAGUGGAGUUUUGGCACAACACUCUGGGAGAUCUUCAGCCCUGGGGAUCUGCCACUCAAUAGCCUGGAGCCGUCCCAGAAGUUGCAGUUCUACCAGGAUUACCUGCGACUUCCUGCUCCCAAGUGGUCAGAGCUGGCUCACCUCAUCAAUCAGUGCAUGGCUUACCAGUAUUCACUCCGACCCUGUUUCAGGGCCAUCAUCAGGGAUCUGAACAGAUUGAUCACCUCAGACUAUGAGCUUUUGUCCGAUUUGCCUCCCAGUGAGAUACCGAGCAAAGAUGGUUUCUGGAGCUUUGUGGACAUGAGGAAGGCGGAUGACCCCACAUUCUUUGAAGAGAGGCAUCUCAAGUUCAUCUCUGUGCUUGGCAAGGGUAACUUUGGCAGCGUGGAGCUAUGUCGCUACGAUCCGCUCGGUGACAACACGGGAGACAUGAUCGCGGUGAAGAAAUUGCAGCAGAGUACCACAGAGCACCUCCGGGACUUCGAGCGGGAGAUUAAGAUCGUCAAGUCACUCCACAACGACCACAUUGUGAAGUACAAAGGCGUGUGCUACAGUCUCGGGAGAAAGAAUCUGAGGCUUAUCAUGGAGUAUCUGCCGUAUGGAAGUUUGCGGGAUUAUCUUCAGAAGAACAAGGAAAGAGUUGACCACAGAAAACUCCUGCUCUUUGCUUCCCAAAUCUGUAAGGGAAUGGAAUAUCUCGGAUCGAAGCGUUACGUUCACCGAGACUUAGCGACGCGGAAUGUUCUAGUGGAAAGCGAUACUUGUGUAAAGAUCGGUGACUUCGGCCUGACCAAGAUUCUCCCUCAAGACAAGGAAUAUUACAAGGUUCUGGAUCCUGGAGAGAGCCCAAUCUUUUGGUAUGCUCCAGAAUCCCUGUCAGAGAGCAAGUUUUCCAGAGAGUCAGAUGUGUGGAGCUUUGGAGUUGUGCUCUAUGAGCUAUUCACUUACAGCGACAGAAGCAGGAGUCCGCCAAUGGAAUAUCUAAGGAUGAUUGGAUAUGACAAGCAGGGGCAGAUACCCUUCCACAUGACUGAAAUCCUCAAAGGCAAUCGACUACCACUGCCCCAGAACUGCCCCAGAGAGAUUUAUGAUAUGAUGCUGAACUGCUGGAACUGCCACCCCGAGCAAAGGCCCACUUUCACCUAUUUGCAGCAAGAAAUCAACAAGUUUCGGGACCUCAUCCGGAGAUGAGCCUCAAUUGCCAGGCUGGUGCUGGUGGAAUGACUUGUCAGGUUCUUGAAGCUGAAAGGAAGUCACCAGCCCUCCGAAAGUAGCCCGUGGACAAGCACAAGGCUGAAUGACCUUGAUCACACCUAUGAAGACUUGUGGACCUUCCUUCAUUGGCUCAAUGAGUGUAUGUAUUCCGGUUCAUGUUUUAUUUUGCGGAAGAGAUUGGUAGAGAGUGAUGGAAGAUUAGUUUUGUUAAACUGUAGAGUCUUUAUCGUGUGUGGAAAGGAGAGAAAGAGGGUGGCGGUGGGUGGAUGGAGAUGGAGACUUAGCUGUAUUGAUCACUUGAGUUACAGUGAACCUCUUCCAAUUUAUUUUAAAAAUGGAAGCUUCCUUUAUGGAGUGGGAGAAGGUGAUGGAGUACGGAAGGACUCUGGGAAGGAAGGAGUUGAUCACUUUAAACAUAACUUUGCUUUAAAUGGCUGAAGAAAUCGUGUUGUUUGAUAGUGCUAAUGAUAAAUAUCUCAAGCAAAUCCUGUCCCUGAAUUGCUCUUUAUCGAAUACCAAUGUGCUAUUUGUGUGCCAUGAAAGCUACUUUGUCUUCUGCCGAAGAAGUGCAACAAGUUCAAUAACUUUCUGUUAGAUACUGAUGCUUAUGGAGUUCAACAUUCUCUUUCAUAGUGCACUGGCUUAUCACACAAUGUAACAAACAUAGAAAUUCUUAAUGAUAAUAAAGUAUAUAUCUUUUCUCAA
Molecule: messenger RNA, 4104 nt
Organism: Callorhinchus milii (elephant shark)
Lineage: Eukaryota; Metazoa; Chordata; Chondrichthyes; Chimaeriformes; Callorhinchidae
Product: tyrosine-protein kinase JAK2
Exons: 24
Coding region: 40-3375 (1111 amino acids)
Biological process (GO): intracellular signal transduction; cytokine-mediated signaling pathway; cell differentiation
Cellular component (GO): cytoskeleton; cytosol; membrane
Molecular function (GO): cytokine receptor binding; non-membrane spanning protein tyrosine kinase activity; ATP binding
Source: RefSeq, a predicted model, not a curated record